Ctenocephalides felis (cat flea) is the source of this 1311-nucleotide messenger RNA. RefSeq lists its product as uncharacterized. Bases 1 to 1311 code for a protein of 436 amino acids. The record is from RefSeq and is a predicted model, not a curated record. The transcript is spliced from 2 exons. NCBI's taxonomy places the organism in Eukaryota, Metazoa, Arthropoda, Insecta, Siphonaptera, Pulicidae.
AUGGAGUAUAAACCGUUCGAACCCGGCGGGGUAUCAAUACCUGUAGUGAUAGAUAAGGAAUACAAUAGCACGGAGGUCAAAACAGGCAUCCAAAUAGGCAAAUCGAUUAGUGUUAUCAACAAUGAUGAAGUAAUGGAAAGUGAUUUUUCGGAAGAAAGUGACAGUGAAUUUUUAGAUACAACAGUUUUACCGAGCAAUGUGGAAAAUAAUUCGCGGAGUGAUAAUAAUACAUCGAUAAAUCAUGUGAAUUUAAAUAAUAUGAAUGGUGAUGACAAUAAAGUUAUGUUGCGAAAAAACAAUAAAAGAAGCAAGAAUAAAACUAGUUUAAAAACGGUUAAUAUACCCGAAGAGUUAAUCAAGAAAUUGAUAAAAUUGGAUUCUAAAAAAGACAAAGUAACAACACUAAAUGAAAAUAUGGAGGAUAACCCAGGUUGCAGCAGCACUGGAAAAAGUAAAAGUUGGAUAGAAAUGAUGGAUGAAGAAAGUAAUAUGACAAAUGAAGACAACACUAGAAAUAAUAAAAUAAACGAAGUAAUUAAUUAUUAUGAACCAUAUGAUGAAGGACCGUAUACGGUUUUUGCAGAAUCAACUAACGAAAGCAUUGGCAGAUUUCACAAUCUAGCUUUAGUAUGCCAUGGAAACCAUCAAGCAAAUGACAAAGAAUGUAAAUUCUUCAAAGUUAAUAAAGAAAUAAAAGAAAUUAUGGCACUACAUAACAUAUCUUAUCUUGAAGCUAAAAACAGGAUGUGGAAAAAAGGAUAUGCUGAGGCUGCUAAGAUCAAUCCGUACAAUCCGGGGUUUAAUUCAUCGUUUCCGAGACUAAAUGGCAAUACCGAAAUGGAUUCACACAGGCAUAAAAAUAAAUAUGAAUUAUUGAAUAGUUUCGAUGAAGAAGAAAUUAACAUUGAUAAAGACAGAUUAAUGUUAAUGAAUAAACCAAGAAAUAUUAUGUAUAAACGUCGAACAGAAUACUUGAAGCCGAUCAAUCGAUUUAACAGAGACCAGAUAACUGAAAAACCUGAAAAAAGAAACCAAGAACAACCAAGCCUAAACAGUAAUAAGACCAAUAAAAAGGAAGAAAAUAAACGACAAUUAAAUCAUUUUAUAGAAUUGGCAUUGAAACUUCGAGAAAAAAUUGAAUGUGAGAGAAAUAAAGAAUGUAAAGAGAUAGAUGAAAUUAUAUAUAAGUUAAAAUGGGAUACACAUACCAUUAUGAAUUACUUAAACCAGAAUAAUAAAACAGGUAUAGAUAAUCGUAAUAAAGAUGAAAUACACAAUAAAAUAAGUGUAGUCAAUUCUAACGAAAGUUAG